Nothobranchius furzeri (turquoise killifish) is the source of this 5849-nucleotide messenger RNA. It is a transcript of the gene hapln3, whose product is annotated as hyaluronan and proteoglycan link protein 3. Gene Ontology annotation, cellular component: perineuronal net; synapse. Gene Ontology annotation, molecular function: hyaluronic acid binding. Lineage: Eukaryota; Metazoa; Chordata; Actinopteri; Cyprinodontiformes; Nothobranchiidae. The record is from RefSeq and is a predicted model, not a curated record. Gene Ontology annotation, biological process: positive regulation of neuroblast proliferation; central nervous system development; glial cell differentiation.
UUAGAAAAAGAUGAUUUACAUGGGAGUCAAUGGGGCAAAAAAUGCAGAGGGCUGUAACGCUACAAAAUUAUUUCAGUGUUGCAUUAAGUGGAGUAGGGUAAUUUUUAAAAUUAUUUUUGGUAUCCCCCCAAAAAUAUUAUUAUCCCCAAAAAAUAGACAAAUUGCAGUAGCAUAGUCAAAAUAAUUCACAAAAAUACACCUGUCAGUCAAAAAAAUGCACUUAAGACAUAUACGGUUUAAUCCAAAGACACUUUAGACAGGAAAUGUGUAUCAAACAAAUAUCUUACAUGUUUGCUAAAUCCCAUUGCAACAAGCUGGUAGCAAAAAAAACAAACAAACAAAAAAACAAGAGUUGAACAGCUGCAGGGGAUUUCAUGGUUCCGGCGGAUCAGUUAAUCCAACACUCUUGGACCGCUCUAGAGAACCUAAAUCAGCUAAUCUCGUGAUCGUCCGUAGCUAAAAUGUGCGUGCACAAGGGUCUGAGUUAGCAUAGCACAUUUUCUUGUCAUGUUUGUUUUUCUAAAAAUCACAAAAUUUGCAUAGAAAGUGAUUUAUGAUACUUUCAGGUCCUGUUUUGUUCAGACUAAGGAAGCAUGAUUUACAGCAUGACUGGAGUAAUGUUCUACUGGAACUUUGUGCAUGAGUACAACAACAGAGUAUGGUGAACAAAAUUAAAGUGAUUUGAUCUGAAUAAACAGUCUAAAGACUCUGAGAUCUCUGGAACCAGGACAGCCACUACACCCACCUCUGCUGAGAUGCUGCUAUGUUGUUAUUCUGGCAGGAUGACCGGCAGCCAAGGCCUGAUUGCAGAGGAACUUUCUGUGUUCUCUGGUUCCUUUAGAUAGGGACAUGAUUGCCAGUAGAGACAACAACAACAGGAGCCCUGGGUCAGUUCCAGAGUAGGCAGGGUACCUUUUUGCUGUACUGCGAUAACCAUGCUUCACUCAGAUAUUUACAGCAGCACAUUCUUCCUGGUCCCAGCCGCUCGUUUUCCACCAAGUCUGCUAUUGUUGCAACAAACGACUGAAAUAUGAGUUUACAGGCUAAGGUUUGCUGUGUGAGGUCAAAGCAAAACUAAGCGGUAGAACAUGCUCCAUCAGCCUUGACAUGCCAAGCACCAAAAAUACCGGGAGCUUUGCCAGAGCUGCUAACAGGACACUUUUUUUAACUACUGAUUUUUUCUUUUACAUUUUAUUAUUUCAACAAACUAAUGUUUUUUUUAGGGAAUUAGUAUUUUUUAACUCCUUGAUUAGAGUUGAGUCACAUUUUUAUUAUCAGGUAAAAGAAAAAUCGUAAAACACACGUGGAGUGUUAUGGGUAUCUUCUGCUUAUUUAAACGAAGUAUGGUUUGGCUUUAAAAUGAGUUAUUAAAGAACACCAAUUGGGGUUCACACUUUGUUAAUGAGGUCAGCAGGGUAGACCACUAUACCAAGGAAAAUUAUGAAUAGAACAAAUAAAGCUGUUGUAUAAUUCAAGUACUACAUCUGUUUCAAACACGCCUUAUUUUGACAAAAAUAAAAUCUGAAUUUAUUCCAUAUUUUGUUGAAGGCAUCACUGGGCCCUCCGUUGGGAGGGGUACUGUGUUUUCUUCCUCAAAGUGACCAAGCCUGGAAACUGCUCAUUCUGGAAGGUACUGAGAAUUUCAAGAUGAAUUCCAAUUCAAAAAUAUAUUAUUAAUCCCAGAUGGACAGUAAGUGUUUUUGUAACUCAUUCUUUAACGCAAUAGUAAAAACAAUAAAAUAAUAGCAACAAAAAUUAUUUUAUAUUAGUUCAUAUUCUUCAAUGUUGUGGGCAGGAAGCAUCUCCUGUAGCGGUCUGAAUUACAGCAAGUCCAAAGAAGCCUCUGACAGAAGAUACUCUGUUGUUGCAUGACCGUGCCAUGAAGAGGAUCCUCAGGGUUGUCCAUCAUUUUUUAAGUACCUGAGUACCCUCAGUGGCCUCAGUGUCACAUUGUAAUCAGCUCAUUAACCCAAAACACCUGCAGAUGGGUUCUUAGCCUUUAAAUGGUCUCUGUCUGAACAAAUGGGCUUUUGCACCAUAUUUUUGAGUACCCGUGCAUUGUUGUUUCAAUUAGUAGUCUACGAUUAAAAAAAUGACUAAAAUUAAUACACAAAUGGCUUUCCAUACAAAGGCUUUCCAUACAAAAGAAGCUCGUGUGGUCGCAUCGCUUCAAAGGGGAACCCUCGGCUGGUGACGUCAUUGCGCGCUCCUCAGGCUGCCCAGUUCAGCAGAGACAGAGGAUGAGGAGGACAUGAGCUGAACCGAGCUCAGGACACACAGGACGGACUUCUUAUCUAUAAUGAAUACAUUUGAAUUAUGCUGUCAUCUCCUCAGCAGAGCCAUGCUGAGCCUACAGCGCCCCCUGCUGGUGGUCCUCCUGUAUCUGCUGCUCCCCUGCAGCCACAGCAGGACCCUUUGGUACAACAACGGCUUUCACUACCAGGACAUCAGCAACGGGAACAGAAACGAAGAGAUUUAUUUCAAUGGGAUUAGUCUUCAUGUGGAAUCGUCCCAGCAUUCAGUGUCAGCCACCAGGGGGAGCAGUGCCACUCUUCCCUGUCACUACCACUAUGAGCCUGAACUAUCAGCCCCACGCAGAACCCGAGUCAAAUGGUCCUGGUUACCUUCCAACAUCAUCAACACACCCAAAGCCGUUGUCCAAGAAACUGAAGUGAUGGUUGCCAUGGGCAAUCAUCAUCGUACCUAUGGCAGCUUUAAAGGCCGCGUGCGCUUGCGACGCUCAGCUCCAGGAGACAUGUCUCUUGUGAUCAAUGAGCUGCAGCUGAAUGACACAGGGAGGUACCGCUGUGAAGUGAUCGACGGCCUGGAGGAUGACAGCGUGACUGUGGACCUGGAGCUGAGAGGUGUGGUAUUUCCCUACUUCUCUAAGAAAGGACGUUACCAUUAUAACUUCUUUCGGGCCCAACGAGCAUGUCAAGAUCAGGACGCUACUCUGGCUACGUUCGAGCAGCUUUUCACAGCGUGGGAGGAGGGGCUGGACUGGUGCAAUGCAGGCUGGUUGGCUGACGGUACAGUACAGUAUCCAAUCCAUGCCCCACGUGAUGGUUGCGGUGGGAAUUUAGCUCCUGGUGUGCGCAGCUAUGGACACAGACAUCGCCUUCUCCACCACUAUGAUGCUUUCUGUUUCUCUGCCACUGUCAAAGGGACAGUAUACUUCCUAAACCACCCAGCCAAACUCAAUUUCACAGAAGCGACUGAAGCUUGUGCCACUGAUGGAAGUCAAAUAGCCAAAGUUGGCCACCUAUACGCUGCGUGGAAGCUAACAGGAUUGGAUCGCUGUGAUGCAGGUUGGCUAGCUGACAAAAGUGUCCGUUACUCAAUCACACAUCCUCGGGCUAACUGUGGUCCACCACUACCAGGAGUACGCAGCUUUGGGUUCCCUGCUCUGUCCAUGAAAUUUGGUGUGUACUGUUAUCAGUAGAUGCCAUGACUCGGCCCAAGACAACAAGUCCCUCUAACAGUGAACUGGCUGAAAGCUCAAAGGUCUAGUCUGCAUGGCAAUUUUAAUCCAGGGACUUCUUAAAAAUGGCCUCAAUUCUAUAUCUUCAGAGAACCAGAUCCACAACAUUGAGUCUCACUAACAGUCUGUAAAGAUUAGGUCCCUGUUGCUCAAAACUCUUUAGAAAUUGAUCCCUUUCAUUCAGUUAUAUUACUCAUCUACAGAUGCUGGUAUAUUUGUAUUUAAGUAUUUUCUUAAGUUCACAUCAUGGAUUGGGUCAGGGUCAGUCAGGUUCUCCAUUUUCUGCAAUUGACAAUUCUUUUAUAUAAUUUCUAAAUAUUCACUUGUUCAUCAUAUAGCCAUGACAAUUAAGACACAUGAUAAAAUGCAUCUUUCUAUGCAGCAGUUUCUUAUUCUUAAAAAGGAACAAGAGAAACAAUCUAAACUCUUUGUUCAUCAGUUGUCCAAAAACAGACAAAAAAGACAACGCCUACAAAAAGAUUUGACAACAGCUUGAGAGCAUCAGCACGAAAACAAAAACACGAUAAUGACCGUAUCUUAAAUAUCACAUUGGAAGCAGCUGGACAUUAAGCUAUACCAGCGAAUAUGCUGGUCUCCUGCACAUACAACCAAGCCUUCUACUGUUGUAUAAAGUCCACUAUUGUCUCACAUGGAUUUCCAGUCAAAUCUGCUCACCAAACAGUAAAAAAGCAAGUUGUUUCUAAGUAAAAACCUGUAAAAAACAUUAUACUAAUGCCCCUGACAAAGCAGUCUUGCGACCAAAACCUGCAAGCUGCCAUUGAUCCACCUUGAGGGUGUGAACACAAAACAUUCAAUGAAACACACAACUGGUACCUUAGCAGCUGGUUUAGUUACAAAUAGUGUAAUAAAUAAACUUAACUUUUAACUCUUAAACUAGCUGAUCAACCACAUGGCACAGCUCAUUGUGUCCAUGAAUUUUUUUAAGAACAUGCAACAAACAUAACUGACCCCCCCCCCCCCCCCCCAUGGAGAUGUUUGAAUAAAAAAACUUAAUAUUUUCCUGUUUUACUUCAGUAUUGGUAUUAUUAAUUUUACAUUAUUAUUAUUAAUACAGUCACAUGAUUGUAUUUAAAUGAUAAUAAAAUGCAAGAAAGAUACAUUUUCUGUUGCUUUUUUCUUGGUGUGGAGGUUUAACAUUGAAGGGAAAUUUCUUAGACCAAAGUGGGAAAUGUUAACAUUUUACAACUUAGCUACAACCAUGAGUCAUGUCAUAAAAGGGUGCAAUACAUAGUGAAUGAGUGAAAAUUUUGAACACAGUAAUAACAAAUCCAAGAAGACUCGCAUCUAUAGAGGACUUUUUCAUAGGGCUGUAAUCUUUUAAAAUGUCAUAAUUUAUACAAUUAAUAUUUAAGCUGUGACAAUGCCAUGAAUUUUACAUUACAUUGUCAUUGUGUGUAAACAUGUUGUGAAAUCCCAACAGGCAGCGCUUGAAGUAGACGAUUAUACGUAAGUGCCGUCCCCUUUAAGAAAAGUCGCACCUGGGGUGGAUGGGCAUGGAUCUCCAUAGUAUGGGGGGCGGAGGGCUGAGCAUACAAGUGGGGGAAGAGCCCCUCCGUUAACCAGAUGGGGUGAGGGACUACGGACAGAUGUUGUUUACCUGAAGGUGAACAGAUUAUUUUUCUGUCAUUUUAGAGGUUUUUGACUGAUAAUUGGCUGAAAACCCAUUGGUACACACUAUACAGCUGAGAAAAGCCCCAGUAUGCUAAGAGGUAAAACGUUAAAGUGCUGGUACUGUGUACUGUUGCAUACCAGCCCUCUUAAAGCACUGCACACAGGAAGUGCUCCAGAUUUCAGUGGAGUGGCUACAGCUAGCUAGCUAACAUUUCAUAAUUUCACAACUUACCACAAGGUGUAGUGCAAAUACCAGAGUGAUAUAAAACUGAUGAUUGUGUAAUGGUCUAUGACGUGGUAUUUACAUGACCUGGUAUAAAAUUCAGCCUAGCUAUUAGCCUGUCAAUCCUGCAAGACUGUCUUCUUUUGGUUGUGCAUUAAUCUCUUGUUUGACCAUUUACAUAGUCUGUCUCAUGAGUUUCAUACAUUCAUAGUCUUGUGCUGUACCUGGAGUCCCUUUGAUGAUUUAGGAAGAAUUCAAUUGUUUCUAGAUAUUUGUGUUUAUAAUAAACAUUUCUAUCGCAUUAUUGUUUUGUUGGACAUUCACUAACUAGCUUGUGUUUACCAGUGUGAAACAUGUUAUUCUGUAAAAGUGCUCUGUAGACACCUUGAGCUCUGCUUUUCUCUGUUGUUAUAUAUGAACUGUCACUUGAAAGAAGAAAUAAUUAUUUCCCUCAAAUGUUUUAUUUGUUUCUUGGCAUUUGUAUUUUCUACAAAUAAAACCUACUGAAAAAUA